Salvelinus sp. IW2-2015 is the source of this 1905-nucleotide messenger RNA. Its product is annotated as prostaglandin E synthase 3. Gene Ontology annotation, molecular function: protein-folding chaperone binding; Hsp90 protein binding; prostaglandin-E synthase activity. Lineage: Eukaryota; Metazoa; Chordata; Actinopteri; Salmoniformes; Salmonidae. Gene Ontology annotation, biological process: telomerase holoenzyme complex assembly; prostaglandin biosynthetic process; telomere maintenance via telomerase. Gene Ontology annotation, cellular component: nucleus; cytosol. The record is from RefSeq and is a predicted model, not a curated record.
GAAACUUCUUUCGGACAGCGCGAGCGAGGCCACGGUGACUUGAUUCUAGAUGCGUCAUUGCGCACAACAACGAGGAAAAGCAGUUACUGGUCUAGGAUUGAUAUUUACAUUUUGCCCUGUCGGUUUUCGCUACAGAAGAGAAUAUCCAACAACACAUCGUGGCUAAUACUGCGGACUGGAGUGGGAAGAAAUAGAUAGCAAGAGAUGUACGUUURGAACGGAGGGCAGCCAGCAACAGCGAAGUGGUAUGACAGAAGGGACUCUGUCUUUAUUGAGUUCCUGGUAGAAGACAGCAAAGAUCUACAAGUGAAGUUUGAAAAAUCAAAACUUGAUAUCCGUUGUGUUGGUGGGAUUGAAACCCUCAAACACCAUAAUGAAUUGGACCUUUUCGACUCAAUUGAUCCCAAUGCAUCCAAGCACAAACGUACAGACAGAUCAGUGUUGUGUUGUCUAAAGAAAGCAGAGGCAGGAAGAGCAUGGCCACGGUUAACAAAAGACAAGGCAAAAUUUCAAUGGCUGGGUGUCGACUUCAACAACUGGAAAGACUGGGAAGAUGAUUCUGAUGAGGAUCUGUCCAGUUUCGACAAGUUCUCAGAGAUGAUGAAUACGAUGGGAGGAGAAGACGGAAUGCCAGAUCUGGGGAUGGGUGGUAUGGAAGGUCUCGAAGAGCACGACAGCGAUGAUGAAAAGAUGCCAGACCUGGAGUAAUGAUGCAUAUAAAGUCUUGUAACCGAUGACGACGAGAAAUKAAAGCCUCAAAGGUCGGUUGAAGAGAGAGACGAGUUGAGUUGGUAGCCAUAUUUGAAAAAGGAGGAAAUAUCACCAGUUUUCCAAACACACGUCAGAGGAACCUCACUGAGGAGAGACUGUAUCUGUCGUAAUGGCAUCACAGCAGAGCAUUCUCCAGCCAAUGUCUUAGUGCUGUGCUUUGCUGUUCUAAUUCUGCAUGGACAAUUCAGUUGUUUCCAUGAUGUGUUUGUUGUGGGGUUCAGUUAUACCGUGCUUUAACUUAACAACCAGGGGUGCCUUCAGCAAGGAACAGCGUUAUGGAACGUUCAGAUAGAAUUACGUCAUGUAGAACAAAGGUGCCACUGACAUGUAGAAUUAAGGAAUCGCGUCGGCUCAUCGUAUUUCAAUCUGCAACGUUUGAUAAUGUUUUCCUACUGAAUGUGGCCCUGCUCUGAUGGGAUAGUCUGAAAGUUACACCCCACCUCUCCACCUUUUUUAUUUGAUAACGUUAGUGAGGUUACGUAUUGAAUAUCAACAUAAUUGUAAAUUCUAACCGGGGGGAAAAAACAUGUUUUAAAACAACUGCCUAUUUUCAAUAAAGUUGUUUCUUUUUUUUAAUGAAAAAUGUCCCCUUUUGUUCGUACUGUACAUUUUGUUGUAUUUUUGUUAAUAUAUUGAAACAAGUUUUAGCUCGGAACAAAUAUUCUCUCAAUGUAUGUUAACAUCUGGAAAUGUUACCGGUAAUAGUUCAUUGAUUUUUAAAUAAUGAGGUAUUAGAAAUUAAUGAAUGAAAUAUGCAUGUUAAACUUAUUUUACAGUAUAGCAUAAAUUGUAAGUUAUAAUGGAAAAACCUUUCAAUCACAUUUUGCAAGGAUGCUUUUGCUUUAGUUAACAUCGUACAUACAGAACAUUUUAAAAGUAUAUACCGUUAGUUUACUCUGUAUUUAUUGCACGCUGUUUUGUAUAAAACAAGCAGCAAAUUAUUUCUUCCAUAUUCAAAGGGGUGCAGAAACGCAACAAAAAUAACUUGUCAUUAAAUGACCAAGUUUAAUUUGCACUCGCAGUACAAAAAAUAAAUGCACUACUAGGUUUCGCCAACCUAUCUCUUUGAUGAAAUUUCAGUUUAAAUGCUGUGGGAAUUUGUCCACAUAUUUCUAAUAAACUAUCUCCGACUAA